CAACAAAUUUCUUGUUUAGAGUGUUCAAUAAUACUUUAUUUAAAUACAAAUUUUUGUCAUAAGUGUAGUACUACUAUUAAAUUGGAAUUACUUUAUAUAAGUCAAUCAACUAAAAAUAUAAAAAAUAUGUAUUUUAAAAAUUUAGUUGAUAAAAAAAAGCAAAUUUAUGAAUCUAGAAUUGCUAAUCAAAUAGAAACUCAUAAAAAUAUUCGUAGCAAUAUUAUUUUUAAAAAAAAUAAAAAUAAUAUUAUUACUAAUAUUACUACUAAAAAGAAUAUACUUGUUAAGUUAUUAUAUUACAAUUUACAUUAUAGUAAAGGAAUAAUAGUCAAAAAUGCAAAAACUUAUAAAACAAAGUUUAACAUUAAAGAUUUAAUUGAAGAUAUUUUAAAAUUACUUUUAAUACUUUUUGAAGAUAAGGUCAAAAGAUGUUAA
Molecule: messenger RNA, 435 nt
Organism: Scutellospora calospora
Lineage: Eukaryota; Fungi; Glomeromycota; Glomeromycetes; Diversisporales; Gigasporaceae
Source: the annotation of a GenBank genome assembly